Molecule: messenger RNA, 4059 nt
Organism: Thamnophis sirtalis
Lineage: Eukaryota; Metazoa; Chordata; Lepidosauria; Squamata; Natricidae
Gene: GALNT3
Product: polypeptide N-acetylgalactosaminyltransferase 3
Biological process (GO): protein O-linked glycosylation
Cellular component (GO): Golgi apparatus
Molecular function (GO): polypeptide N-acetylgalactosaminyltransferase activity
Source: RefSeq, a predicted model, not a curated record
AAAAAAAAAACCACCCAGCCAGCAGCGAGCGCUGCUUUCCUCUCCCGCUGGUGGCUGGUCGAGGCCACAGGUAGGCGCGGGCUCCGAGGCGGGGAUAGUAGGAACUGCUUCCGGGAGUGAUGUGGAAGGUUUGUAAGGUUGACUUAAAAGAGGUGUAGCAGCGUGAAAUUGUACUCGGUCGGGGAUUACUGUGAUUUUGUAGAGCCCUGAAGUCUGAGGGGCAAUUGCUAGAUUCGGUGUACAAGAACAUUUUGGAAUAUGUGGGAUGUAAUCUGAAGCAGACUUGAGGUUUUCCCAUUUUGUGAACUUUUUUGUACGAAAGAACAUUUUCUGAAGCACUUCUAUAUGUCGACUCUCCAUGAUGACUUAUAUGAGAAUGCUACGGCGCUUCAUAAUGAAACAGUUUUCCCAGAAGAAACUUUGGAAGUUUACCUUCGUUAUUUUUGUCUUCUUAAUAUUUUUGGUUUUGUUACAACGAGAAGUAGGUGUUCAAGAAUUUAAUGAGGGACGAGGAAUGCCAUCUCAUGAUGAAAAGAAAACUGUAUUAGAUCUAGUGUUAAAUGCUGUGAACAACAUUAAAGCUGCAAAACCAAAAAUGCAAAUUAAAGCACCUCUUAGGCAGACUCAUAAUGCUGAACAGAAGCAUUGUUUACCAGGAUAUUACACAGCUGCUGAACUGACUCCUUACCUUGAGCGUCCCCCUCAGGAUCCUAAUACUCCAGGGGCUUCUGGUAAAGCAUUCAAAAUGAUCAGUUUAAGCCCAGAUGAACAGAAAGAGAAAGAGCGUGGUGAAGAAAAGCAUUGUUUUAAUUUAUUUGCAAGUGACAGGAUUUCUUUACAUAGAGAUCUAGGACCAGACACACGACCGCCUGAAUGUAUUGAGCAGAAAUUUAAGCGCUGUCCUCCACUGCCUACUACAAGUGUUAUCAUAGUGUUUCACAAUGAAGCAUGGUCAACUCUUCUGAGAACAGUUUUUAGUGUGAUGCAUACUUCCCCUGCAAUAUUAUUGAAGGAAAUAAUUUUGGUAGAUGAUGCCAGUGUAGACGACUACUUGCAGGAUAAACUGGAUGACUAUGUGAAACAAUUCCAAAUAGUUAAAGUUGUCCGACAAAAGGAAAGAAAGGGGCUUAUCACUGCUCGACUGUUAGGUGCUUCAGUAGCUACUGGAGAAACCCUGACUUUUUUGGAUGCACACUGUGAGUGCUUUUAUGGAUGGCUAGAACCUUUACUAGCCAGAAUAGCUGAAAAUUAUACUUGUGUUGUAAGCCCUGAUAUUUCCUCAAUUGACCUCAAUACUUUUGAAUUUAAUAAACCUUCUCCUUAUGGUCAAAACCACAACAGAGGAAAUUUUGACUGGAAUUUAUCCUUUGGCUGGGAAUCUCUGCCAGAACAUGAAAACAAAAAAAGGAAAGAUGAAACCUAUCCUAUUAAAACACCAACUUUUGCAGGAGGUCUUUUUUCAAUAUCAAAGGACUAUUUUUAUAAAAUUGGAAGCUAUGAUGAAGAAAUGGAAAUAUGGGGAGGAGAAAAUCUAGAAAUGUCUUUCCGAGUGUGGCAGUGUGGGGGGCAGUUGGAAAUUAUACCUUGCUCAGUUGUGGGUCAUGUGUUUCGCAGCAAGAGCCCUCAUACCUUUCCAAAAGGGACUCAAGUGAUUACCCGCAAUCAAGUUCGCCUUGCAGAAGUAUGGAUGGAUGAAUAUAAAUAUAUAUUUUAUCGGAGAAACACAGAAGCAACAAAAAUUGUUAAACAAAAAUCAUUUGGCAAUCUCGCAAAAAGAUAUGAGUUAAGACAACAAUUACAGUGUAAAAAUUUUACAUGGUACCUCAGCAAUGUUUUCCCUGAAGCAUAUAUACCAGAUUUGAAUCCUAUGUUACAUGGUUUUCUAAAAAAUGUUGGAAGAAGAGCAUGUUUGGAUGUUGGAGAAAAUAAUUUAGGCGGCAAGCCACUGAUAAUGUAUACUUGUCAUGGGCUUGGAGGAAACCAGUAUUUUGAGUACACUGCACACCAUGAAAUUAGACACAAUAUUCAGAAGGAGCUAUGCCUACAUAGUUCUCAAGGAGUAAUACAACUUAAUGAGUGCGGUUUCAAAGGAAAGAUGAGCAAGACUCCUGAAGAAGAGAAAUGGGAGCUUCGAAAGGAUCAGUUGUUGUACAAUGCAGCAUCCAAUAUGUGCCUUACGGGAAACAGAGAACAUCCAAGUAUGGAAUCAUGUAAUCCCUCAGACUUAUUUCAGAAAUGGAUUUUUGGCCAUCAAAAUUAGGUACUGAAAGUGAUAAUGAAAUCAACAAAUUAAAAUUGCAGUAGUUCUUUCAAGAUUUAACUGAUUUAACUUACAUUUCUAAGCCGCCGCCCCCUGGCAUAAAUCUGAAGAACACAUUAGUUUCUUAACUGUUUAAUAUGUUUACAGAAUACUGAAAAUUACAUUUUCAGUAGACCUCUUUAGGAUGUAAUUUCUUAUGUUUGACGAUCUAUGUGUCUGUCAAAUAUUUUACAUGGCAAAGUAACUAAACAAAAUUGUCAAUGAAGGUUAAAAUAUUUUUAUGUAGUAGUAGAACAAAGAAUGCCUAAUAGAAGUUGUUUAUAAUUUUAAACUGUGAUCAUUUCCUUGUUCCUGUUAGUUACUUUAACUAUUUAGCAUGUCUGUAAUCCAUGAUAUAUUUGUUUAAAACAUUACUUCUUCUGAAAAGAUUAAGUUAUUUUUGGAGUGUGAGAAUGAAACAAGCUCUGAACUUCUCUGUUGCCAUUUCACUGUGUCUUUGUUUGUAAGGGUUACUUACGUUCAUUUCUUUAAGAUUCUAAAACCGGUUAUAAACAGCUUGCAUUGCUGAAGAAAAAGGGUCUGGCACUUCUUUUGAAAUGAUACAUUACCAGUUUUGAUAAUGAUAUACAAAUGCAUUCUUUUUGUAUUAUGUAUAUGAACAAAUUAGGUAUCUGUAUUUGCAGUUUCUAUUCCUACCUCUUUACUUCUCUUGUUGUAUCAAAUGUGAACUUUAUGUGAUAAAGGGCUAAUAUAAGAACAUUGCAAGUCAAAUAGCUUCUUUCAUCAGAAGGACGGAGCACUUUUUAUUUUAAUUGAGCUGCACAAGACACAGUUAAUUCAACGUGCAAAAAAAAAUAGCUAAAUUUUGCAGGUUGUAACAUAUGCAGCUGCUCAAUUUGUUCUGCUAUAUUGUGAGGGGCAAAUUGCUGAGAAAACAUCAUUAAAAUGAGUUAUACCAAAAUUUAAAAAAAAAAAACCUGUUUGUGACUGAUAUCAAAAGUGUACUAAAAAAAAAGGAUAAACUUUAAGUUUGCCCCUGUCCCAUGUAUGCUCCUCAAGGAACACUUUCCCCAAGAACUGCAGCUUUAUGUCUGCCACUCUCAUUGCCGUAGCAGUUGUCCAGGAUGAGUCACAGAUGCUCACUAUGGAAAUGAAAUAACCAGAUUCAUGGCUGGUUUUUGCCAACCUUGUGUUUGCGUGAAAGCAGAUAAUGUGUUUAUAUUUCAGCCAAAACACCGUUAUAUUUGCAGUUUUAGAAGAUAAAAAGGUUUUUAAUUAUAUUUUUUAAAAUAGAUACAUGCAUAUUUCAAGAAAAAGUGUUUAUUGCAAGUCUGCAAGUACAGUAAAGAAGUUUACUGUUGAGACGCGGUUUACGGAAAUAUAUUUUGUGGCUUGACAGGCGUAAAGGAGAACCCUGUUCUUAUUUAAAAGUGUGUUUUAUGGUUUUCUAUUUAUACAGCUUUCCUUCCUGUUUGUUGCAAUGUUUAAGUCAGAAAAUUAACUACUAUUUUCUCUUCUUCCACAUUUGAAGUUCCAGAAUUUUUCAACCAAAUCCAUAAAGGGAGGCUAUCAUUAGCCUUCAUAGUAUUUCAUUGUGGCAUUUUUAUCACAAGAUCCAGAACACACUUGUUCUUCUGAUCCUGCCUACUCAGUGGUUUUGUAUCUGUCUAAAUGUGAAUUUAGCUCCAGGUUAGGGCGUUAAUUCUUGUUUUGUACUCCUAACAGUCUUCACUUCUGUGUAAUAUAUUGUGCUUCUUUAAUUCUGUUUUAUAACAAUAAUAAAAACAAUUUUAACGUCA